GUCGUUCGUCCCCCCGGUCUCCCUCUCAGGCUGCUGCUCCUAUUCCAUUUGAUUUUAAUCGUCACGUUUUCCACUCCUCCCUUUUAUACUUGGCCCCAGGACGGGACCAGCAAGGCUAUAGGUAGGGGAAGGCUUCCCCUCCUCCUCCUCCCCUCCCCUUAAGGGGCGGCGAUAGCGGCGGAGACGAAGAAAAGGAUGCCACGGAAGCUGCUGCUGCCUUACAAGUCUGUUUUUUCUCACUUUCGAGCUCCACGGGGGCUGCAUGACUCUUGGGCGAUGAACGCAGCCAGAAGUGGCUACCGGGUCUUCUCGGCCAACUCCACGGCAGCCUGCACCGAGCUGGCCAAGAGGAUCACCGAGCGUCUUGGUGCUGAGCUGGGGAAAUCUGUGGUGUACCAGGAAACCAAUGGAGAAACAAGAGUUGAAAUCAAAGAAUCAGUCCGGGGACAGGAUAUCUUCAUUAUACAGACAAUCCCCAGAGAUGUAAAUACUGCUGUGAUGGAGCUGCUCAUAAUGGCAUAUGCCCUGAAGACAUCUUGUGCCAGGAACAUCAUUGGGGUCAUCCCUUACUUCCCCUACAGCAAACAGAGCAAAAUGAGGAAGAGGGGCUCUAUAGUCUGCAAGCUAUUGGCUUCCAUGCUGGCCAAGGCAGGUUUAACACACAUUAUUACUAUGGACCUUCAUCAAAAGGAAAUUCAAGGUUUCUUCAGCUUCCCAGUAGACAACCUGAGAGCAUCCCCUUUCUUGCUGCAGUAUAUACAGGAAGAAAUUCCAGAUUACAGAAAUGCAAUUAUUGUAGCCAAAUCUCCGGAUGCAGCUAAAAGGGCUCAGUCUUACGCUGAGAGGCUGAGGCUGGGGCUGGCAGUGAUCCAUGGAGAGGCUCAGUGCACAGAGCAGGACAUGGACGACGGACGCCACUCCCCUCCGAUGGUCAAAAAUGCAACUGUGCAUCCUGGCCUGGAGCUGCCAUUGAUGAUGGCCAAGGAGAAACCACCAAUAACUGUGGUUGGAGACGUUGGAGGAAGAAUUGCCAUCAUUGUGGAUGACAUCAUUGAUGAUGUGGAAAGCUUUGUAGCUGCUGCCGAGAUCCUGAAAGAGCGUGGAGCCUACAAGAUUUUUGUGAUGGCCACUCAUGGGCUCCUGUCAGCAGAUGCCCCCCGGCUGAUAGAGGAGUCCUCCAUUGAUGAGGUGGUAGUAACCAACACAGUUCCUCACGAGGUCCAGAAGCUGCAGUGCCCCAAGAUAAAGACUGUGGAUAUCAGUUUGAUCCUCUCUGAAGCCAUCCGACGGAUCCACAACGGGGAGUCCAUGGCUUAUCUGUUCCGCAACAUCACCGUGGAUGACUAGACCUGGCUCUGCCCCUCUCCUGGCUUCCACAAGAGAAGGAAACAUGCAUGAAAAGGCAAUACCAUAAAUCAUAGGCAUAACACAACUCUUUAUUCUUGUAGGGGCAUGAAGGUUUUCAGGGUCUUGAGCCAUGAGAUCUAAUAGAAAAACAACCAACCAGCCAACCUGACCAGCACUUUACAAGUGGAUAGAAGAGUCCACUGGCCAGUGGGGGAGGAUUGGAUCUGUAGAGAGAUGGAGAAAUGAGGUGGUGUUGAAUUUGUAAGAUUUUUUAUUAUUUUUUCUUUUUUUAGUGUGUUACCUCUUGCCCUGUAGGGGGAGAAAGAAAAGCAAAAAACAGUAGCUGUUGACUUAUGAGAGGGAACUAGUGCCCGUUGCAGUGUGUGGGCACAGGAGGAGGCAGCCUUUGGGUGUGUGUGACUGGCCUGGCAGGGCUGCUGCUGGCAGAGCUGAGCAGCAGAGCAGCUCCUUGCCGACCUGGUGGCCUCUCAUCUCCUGCACAGGUUGGCAAGGACUUUCACCCAAAUUAAGUCAGUGGAACAUCCCAGCAGGGCCACUUAGGGCCACCCGUUCAUGGGGCUGCCAGUGUCCUUGCUGGGGGCGCUGGGAACAAGCCCCUGAGUGUCUCCCAGCAGGGCAAGGGGUUCUAGUUGAUGUGUUGGCCUUUUCAUUUUGCGAGCCUUGGAUCAUUAUUGUUCUUCAGUGGCAAGUAACAGGGAGGUCUAGGUCCUUACUUGAACACUUGUCUGCACUGCACAACCAGGUGCAAUUUCUGGAGUUGCCUGGAGCUGAGGAGUUGUGGCAAUUGUGUGGGAAAGGGGAGUUGGAACAAUGUCUGCCUCUAAUGCAGCUGUGCUCUCCAAAAACACUAACAUUGAACCUGCAAUAAAAAGCCUAGGAUUUUUCA
Molecule: messenger RNA, 2254 nt
Organism: Apus apus (common swift)
Lineage: Eukaryota; Metazoa; Chordata; Aves; Apodiformes; Apodidae
Gene: PRPSAP1
Product: phosphoribosyl pyrophosphate synthetase associated protein 1
Exons: 10
Coding region: 196-1347 (383 amino acids)
Biological process (GO): 5-phosphoribose 1-diphosphate biosynthetic process; purine nucleotide biosynthetic process
Cellular component (GO): cytoplasm; ribose phosphate diphosphokinase complex
Molecular function (GO): ribose phosphate diphosphokinase activity; magnesium ion binding
Source: RefSeq, a predicted model, not a curated record